This is a messenger RNA of Bolinopsis microptera, 1945 nucleotides long. RefSeq lists its product as uncharacterized. Lineage: Eukaryota; Metazoa; Ctenophora; Tentaculata; Lobata; Bolinopsidae. The transcript has 11 exons. The coding region runs from base 16 to 1872 and encodes 618 amino acids. Gene Ontology annotation, molecular function: cysteine-type endopeptidase activity. The record is from RefSeq and is a predicted model, not a curated record. Gene Ontology annotation, cellular component: lysosome.
CUUAGAUUUGGCGAGAUGAUUGCACUUUUCGUGUUGUGUUUCUCCGUGGUGUCUGCGGGACCCAGUGUCCUUAGAAAUGUUCUGGAUUCCCCGUCCGGGCUAGCAGCAAUGUUCAAGCAACAUGUCAGUUCCCAGGGUAAAUACUACGCUCCGUCCGAGAUGAACUUCAGGCUUAGAGUCUUCAGGACCAACAUCCAGGAGAUUGUGGACUGCAAUGAGAAACAAGCCUACUCAUGUGAAGUAAACCAGUUCUCAGACCUCACAGCUCAGGAGAGGAAACGAUUCCUAGGUCUGAAGAACAUGACAGACAGUUUCUCACCCAAGACAAAGCCAAGAUCACAGGGUCUACGAGCAUCAACCAGUGUUGAUUGGAGAGAAUCCGGAGCUGUUACUAAUGUCAAGGACCAAGGAGAGUGUGGAUCUUGCUACGUAUUCUCUGCUGCCGGAUCUCUAGAGGGAGCUUACAAGAUCUCCACUGGAGUUCUCAAGUCCUUCUCUGAGCAGGAACUUCUGGACUGCACUUACGAGGCUGUGUAUAAUGACUAUGAUGGAUGUGAUGGUGGUUGGUACAAUGAUGCAUGGGAUUACGUCAGAAGAUCAAAGCAUCUCUCAUUAGACUCAGACUACAAAUAUGUUGGCAAGGAUGGGAAGUGUAACAAAGAUGCACCAAAUUCCCUGACAGAAGGGUCCAUCAAGAAGUACGUGGAAGCAGUUGCCGGUGAUGACAACCUCGCCUCAGCUAUUGCAAUUACACCUGUGUCAGUAGCAAUGAUCUUUACUGGAGACGCUUUCCAAUACAAAUCAGGUGUAUACGAUGGUCUAAAGGACUGUUCCUGCGAGUUUGACCCAACAAACCACGCCCUUGUAGCAGUUGCGUUCACUCCUGACACCUUCGUCAUCAAGAAUAGUUGGGGGGCAAGUUGGGGAGAUAACGGUUACAUAACCAUCAGCAGAGGUCUCAACACAUGCCGGGUAUCUGACUAUGUUUACUAUCCAGUGGUGAGAGCAAGUGAUGAACCGACCAACGAACCACCAACUUUUAUACCAACACCUGGACCAAAUUGCAGGGAUUCAAACCCUAACUGUGACAUGUGGUUUGGAUGGGGUGAAUGUUACAAUAACCCAGGUUACAUGCUGGAGGGUUGUGCCAGAUCCUGUCAUCAGUGCGUGUGUGGUGACAACCAUGAACGUUGCGACCGAUGGGCUAGUGAAGGUGAAUGUGAUGCUAACCCUGACUGGAUGAACAUUCACUGCCGAAAGGCUUGCAAAAUCUGUGAUGAUUCGAACCCAACACCACAGCCGACACCAAAACCCUCUCCUGGACCUACUUCUGAUCCCACACCAAAGCCUACACCUGGACCCACUCCUGACCCACCAACACCAACCAUUGAACCCAAACCCACUCCUAGCCCUGACUGCAAAGACAAGAGUAGUGAUUGCCCACAGCGAGCACUAGCAGGGGAAUGCUACACAGCCCGUGAUUGGGACGCCAUCUUCGAGGAAUGUCCUCUAUCCUGUCAUCAGUGUCUCUGUGGAGACAACCACAAAGACUGUCCUAGCUGGACAGAAAAUAACCAGUGUGCAGAGAAUCCAGGAUGGUUGCUGAGACAAUGUAGAAAAUCGUGCAAACAGUGCUCUUCUGAGGCAUGUAAAGAUAAAGACGACAAGUGCCCACAAUUAGCCAAAGCUGGAGAAUGUUAUACUCACUACCCAUGGUCAGACAUGUUUGAAAAAUGUCCAAAAUCAUGCCAUCAGUGUGAAUGUGGAGACAACUUCUCAGCUUGUGAAGAAUUUGCAAACAGAGGCGACUGCAGUGCAUCCAAAGACUGGAUGUCACAUCACUGUAAAAAAGCUUGUGGAUUCUGCAUCUAGUUUAUAAUUGUAUCAAAACUCAUUCAGAGUAUUGGUAGAAUUUCUGUAUUGAUCUUAUGAAUUGGAAAAAAAA